Molecule: messenger RNA, 750 nt
Organism: Emericellopsis cladophorae
Lineage: Eukaryota; Fungi; Ascomycota; Sordariomycetes; Hypocreales; Bionectriaceae
Product: rhamnogalacturonan acetylesterase
Exons: 1
Coding region: 1-750 (249 amino acids)
Molecular function (GO): hydrolase activity
Source: RefSeq, a predicted model, not a curated record
AUGAAGUUCACUUCAGUUUCGGCCCUGUUCCUCGCGGGCCUGCACGCGGCGGAGGCCCGGACAGCCUACUUCUGUGGCGACAGCACCAUGGCAGCCCGAGGCGCCAACGAUGGUGACACUGACGGCUGGGGUGCCUACAUUGGCAAGUACCUGACCAUCCCCGCGGUCAACAAGGCCAUUGGUGGUCGCUCAGCACGCUCGUACUGGAACGAGGGCCGCUUCCAGGAGGUGGCCGACCUCGUCCAGCCCGGGGAUAUUGUGGUCAUUGAGUUUGGCCACAACGACGGCGGGUCCCCCGAGAACAACGACAAUGGGCGAUCGGACUGCCCCGGUGCGGGCACGCAGACGUGCAUCUCGGACAAGACGGGAGAGAAGGUGUACACCUUUGUCUUCUAUGUCAUCCAGGCGUCCCGCCUCUUGCUGUCCAAGGGCGCGACCGUCGUCCUGAGCUCCCAGACGCCCAACAACCAGUGGGAGACGGGCACCUUUCAGGGUGCGCCCAGCCGCUUUGUCGGGUACCAGAAGACGGCCACGGACGCGCUGAACAGCCCCGAUGUCACCUUUGUCGACAACUUCCAGGCUGUCAGCAACCUGUACCUCUCGCUCGGCCGGGAUGCCGUCAACGCGUUCUACCCCAACGACCACACGCACACGAGCCCCGAGGGUGCCGAUGCCAUUGCCCAAGCGUUUUCUGGUGCCGUUGCGGCGGGUAUGAAUGGGACCACGAGCUUGACGCCUUUUAUCAAGUGA